Molecule: messenger RNA, 909 nt
Organism: Asparagus officinalis (garden asparagus)
Lineage: Eukaryota; Viridiplantae; Streptophyta; Magnoliopsida; Asparagales; Asparagaceae
Product: protein FAR1-RELATED SEQUENCE 5-like
Exons: 1
Coding region: 1-909 (302 amino acids)
Biological process (GO): regulation of DNA-templated transcription
Source: RefSeq, a predicted model, not a curated record
AUGAGGAGUGUUUUCUGGGCCGAUGGAAGAUCAAGAGCAUCUUAUUUGAAAUUCAGUGAUGUUAUUGUGUUUGAUGUGACAUACAGAACUAAUAAGUUCAGUCUUCCAUUUGCUCCAUUUACUGGUGUGAAUCAUCAUAGGCAGUCCACUUUACUUGGUUGUGCAUUAUUAGCCGAUGAACAGGAAGAUACCUUUGUUUGGUUAUUUGAAGAAUGGCUGAAAUGCAUGCAUGGCAUUGAACCAAGUGCUAUUAUAACAGAUCAGGAUAGAGCAAUGUGUAAUGCUAUUCACUCAGUGUUUCUAACGACAAGACAUCGUUAUUGCUAUUGGCACAUGCAAAAGCAUAUUAUUGAUCAUUUGCCUACUUUGGUAUCUCGUUAUGGUGAACAGUUUCAAAGGUAUUGGGGCUUGUGGUGCAAUAGUUCGUCAAUUGAACAAUGUGAAGGAUAUUGGGUUGAGAUGAAAGAGAAGUUUGAUAUAAAUAAAGAAGGGGAGGGAUGGUUGCAAACAGUUUACAACUACAGAGAACACUGGGUGCCGUGUUAUCUGAAGGAUACUUUUUUUGCUGGAAUGAGAUCGAGCCAAAGGAGUGAAAGUAUUAAUGCAUUUUUUGAUGGGUAUGUUAACUCACAGACUCAAUUACACGAGUUUGUGACACAAUAUGAAAAAGCAGUAACUCAUCGUCGCUUAAGUGAAGCCCAUGAAGAUUUUAAGAAUCUGAACACAAAGCCAGUCAUGCUCCUUGGACAUCCAAUUGAGGUCCAAGCUGGAGAAAUGUAUACACGCAAUAUGUUUGAUGUGUUCCAUACUGAAUUCAAAGGAUUUAGUACAGAGUUCUGUGAAGAAUUGAGAAAAGAUGGGGACAUUGUUGAAUACAAGGUCUGUAAGUUUACAGAUAGAGGAAAAUAG